AUGGGCGCCGUGCUCUCCUGCAUCCAAUCCAUCUUCCGCACCAUCGGCAAUGUCAUCAUGACCAUUGUCCACGCCAUCGGCGCCGUCUGCACCGCCAUCAUCAACGGCAUCGUCGCUCUCUUCGACAUCAUUAUCAGCUGUCUGACCUGCGGCAAAGCCGGCUCCCGGCGCCGUGGCAUGAAGACGCGCACCACUCACCAUACUAGUAGAGUCUAG
Didymosphaeria variabile is the source of this 216-nucleotide messenger RNA. RefSeq lists its product as uncharacterized. NCBI's taxonomy places the organism in Eukaryota, Fungi, Ascomycota, Dothideomycetes, Pleosporales, Didymosphaeriaceae. The coding region runs from base 1 to 216 and encodes 71 amino acids. The record is from RefSeq and is a predicted model, not a curated record. The transcript has 2 exons.